Ylistrum balloti is the source of this 1650-nucleotide messenger RNA. Its product is annotated as pancreatic triacylglycerol lipase-like. Lineage: Eukaryota; Metazoa; Mollusca; Bivalvia; Pectinida; Pectinidae. The record is from RefSeq and is a predicted model, not a curated record. The transcript is spliced from 11 exons. Gene Ontology annotation, molecular function: protein binding; triacylglycerol lipase activity. The coding region runs from base 1 to 1650 and encodes 549 amino acids. Gene Ontology annotation, biological process: lipid metabolic process.
AUGGAGACAGGACCGACAGCUCGUGGUGUUGUGUGUAUUUUAUUGGAGUUGGUUUUCUUAUUGACAGCUUGUACGGGACUACCUCUACCCUUAAGGAAUCUUCCAAAAAUAGCCAGUGUGUUACGUCAGGAUGUGACAGGGGAACUCAAGACCUUGAUCAGGAAUUGGGAGUUAGACUUUGUCCGACGACUAGACGGACUCGCCACAGGAAAGAUUCCGGAACUGUCGAGGGACACCGUCGGCUCCAGUGUUUGCUAUGGUGACCUCGGCUGUUUCAGUACUGGGACGCCUUUCUUUAGCCAGUACAGGCCCAUCAACUUCCUACCGGCACGUCCAGACCAGAUCGACACACGUUUCCUAUUGUAUACCCGUGGGAACAGGAACACGGUCCACUACCUCAACCCUAACGAUGUCAAUAGUAUAACCAAUUCUCCAUUUUCCGGAACUAGGCAAACGAAGUUCGUCACACAUGGAUUCUUGGAAAACGGACAAGUCGUUUGGUUACACGAUAUAAAGAAUGAGUUUCUGAAGGCCGGUGAUUACAAUGUAAUCAUUGUGGGUUGGGGUGGCGGAUCGGGGCUGCCGUACACUCAGGCUACCUCUAACACCCGCGUGGUGGGAGCUGAGAUUGCCCGAAUGAUCCAUCUUUUACAGCAACAUCGCAGAGCCCAUCCCAGCGACAUGCACGUAAUAGGCCAUAGUUUAGGGGCUCACGUGGCGGGCUACGCCGGCGCAAGGACACAAAACCUCGGCAGAAUUACAGGGUUAGAUCCUGCUGAUCCGUACUUCCAGUAUACUGACCCGGAAGUAAGACUCGACCACACCGACGCCAUGUUUGUUGAUGUCAUCCAUACUGACGGGGAGAGCAUCCUUAAGCUUGGUUUUGGUAUGAUGGAGCCCUGUGGUCACGUGGAUUACUUCCCAAAUAAUGGCGAGAACCAACCUGGCUGUAGCAAAGACGUCAUCGAAAACGUCAAAUAUGAGGGCGGUUUGUACAAUGGUGGUAAAGAGUUCCUAGCUUGUAACCAUCUACGGUCGUACAAGUACUUCAACGAGUCCAUCAACAGCGCAUGUCCGUGGCAGGGUUACAGGUGUGACAGUUUCGACAACUUUAAGCGAGGAGCGUGCAUGCCUUGUUCUAGUGGUGGGUGUGGCUACAUGGGUCUCCAUGCCGACCGGGUAAAGCCGCCACCUGGAACGCAUAAUGUCAAGUAUUACCUUGAGACCGGAAGUGAUGCUCCUUUUUGCAGGUACCAUUACUCCGUACGAAUGUCGUUUGGCAACCCGAGCGGAGCUCAGACUUGGUCCGGUCAUUUGUUCGCAUCCAUCCACGGCACGAGCGGUCAGCUGCAAAAUAUGCAACUGACUACUGAUCCGGUUUCGAUACAGCCGGGAACGACGUUUGGUUUUGUUGUGACGUCACCGACUAAUCUUGGAAGGGUCAUGGAUGUUGACGUUAAAUGGGAACAUCACCGUAACUUACUGAACCCGUUGUCAUGGAAUCCUUUUAACCUACGUCAUCCGUCUGUGUACGUGUCCCGGGUAGAUGUCGUACACGGAGAGUCCAACUCACAGUUCAGUCUGUGUGGUGCAACUAAGAACACGAAUAUUGAAACUCAGGGGACGAUGAAUUUCGCUUAUACCUGUUGA